AUGCGCAAGUCUUAUUGUAGUAUUGAGAAACAGCUUAACUCAAUUUGUAAAACAUCAGAAGAGUGUAUGGAUACUAUUUUUUGUAAUCAUGGAAUAUGCAAGUGCGACAGAAUUGAUUACUGGGCAGGUCGCAAUUGUUCAACACGGAAAAACAUCCAUGCAUCCUGCACAAAAACCGAUGAGUGUACAGAUUUUCUAUAUUGCAUCAAUCGAUCCUGUUCCUGCUUUGACCCAUUAAAUGACUUUUGGAACGGAACAGUUUGUAUACCAAAGAAAAAGCAGGGCCAGACAUGUUUCUCUUCAGAAGAAUGUAUUGGAUUAUUAGACUGUUUGAGCACGGAUAAUCAAAGCGUUAAUAAAACUAUAUGCCGAAGAGCCCUAGAAUGUGCUGAUAUAUCAUUUUUACGAAACGAUGCAUAUACUAUUUACCCCGAAGAUGAACACCCAAAGCUGGCGUACUGUGUAAUUGAAGGUGGAGUCAAAUGGACGGUUAUUCAACGACGAAUUAAUGGAUCAGUUGAUUUUGACCGUACUUGGCAGGAAUAUAAAGACGGCUUUGGAAAUGUAAAUGGUGAAUUAUGGUUGGGUAAUGAAGCUAUUCACAUGAUAUCAUCAAACGGACGACAUAAAUUACGUGUUGAUUUGGAGGUAUCAAAUGGUGGAAAGAGUUAUGCAGAAUAUUCAACUUUUCUUUUGAACGAUGAACAAAGUGAAUAUUUACUGAAUGUAACAGGCUACAGUGGAACUGCUGGUGACAGCAUGGAUGCUGUUGGCUAUGAAGGAAGAGUUAACGGAUCUCCAUUUACAACAAAGGACAGAAAGAAUGAAAUUUAUUCUUGUAAUCAAAUGCAUCAUGGUGGAUGGUGGUACGUUAAUUGUGAUUAUUCAGAUCUAAAUAGAGAAUAUGGUUUAAAUGGUUAUCCAUCUUAUAUGGAUUGGCAUUACAAUUUAGGUACCAACGUUGUGAAGAGCAGGAUGAUGAUUUCAAAAUAUUAA
Molecule: messenger RNA, 996 nt
Organism: Mytilus trossulus (common blue mussel)
Lineage: Eukaryota; Metazoa; Mollusca; Bivalvia; Mytilida; Mytilidae
Product: fibrinogen-like protein A
Exons: 8
Coding region: 1-996 (331 amino acids)
Source: RefSeq, a predicted model, not a curated record